Striga hermonthica is the source of this 597-nucleotide messenger RNA. Lineage: Eukaryota; Viridiplantae; Streptophyta; Magnoliopsida; Lamiales; Orobanchaceae. The record is from the annotation of a GenBank genome assembly.
AUGGAUAGCUUGGAUGCUGAGAAGGUAAAGAAAAUCACUUGGAAAAGAAGCAGAAGCAGGCUGGACGUGAAAGCUGAUAGCGAGGACUCUUCAAUAACAUGCAAAGAAGGUAGUGAGAAAAGGCCGUGUUAUGAUUCUACACGAUUUUCGUCAAUUCAAAGGAACAGUAAUUUGGAUCAGCCCUUUGUGUUGCCCGUUUUACCCACUUCGAAGGUGGAUAAAUGGCGCUCGGAUAUUCCAACCGUUAUAACCGGAACAGCUUGUAGAGGAAGGGGGCCACCUGUGGGAACUGUGGACAUUGGUGUAGGAAAAUCUUCGUAUUACUUCUGCAUUGCUCUACCUGGAGUCAAGCAGGAACCAGGAGAAUUCGAGUGCGAUAUACAAAAGGAUGGGAAGGUGUGGGUUAGAGGUGUGACAUCUACCGGCAGGAAAAUAGUCAACAAACACUCGAGAGCUUUCGAGAUGAAAAUCCAACAGCAAUGCCCGCCCGGGCCUUUCACCCUCUUCUUCACCCUGCCGGGGCCCGUCAACCCAGCUCUGUUUCGUCCCAAUUUCAGAUCCGAUGGGAUAUUCGAAGCCGUCGUUACAAAAAUAUGA